GCAGAUGACGCCCAGCUCUAUCUGUCCAUGAAGCCAGAUAACACACACCCUAACCUAUUUUUCAGCAAAGUAAAACAAGGUCACCGUGCUUUUUCUUUCUUUCACCCAAUUACCACAACAUCCUUUCUGCAUGUGGCUAGACUGUGACAGUAAAUGAGCAGAACAGAGACAACAGCAGCAUGGAAAUCCCCUCAGUCUACCUAAUACUGUCAGCCACACUGAACAUCUAUCCAAACAAAUGUCAGUUCUUUCGAUAUGAGAACAUCCAUCUAAGCUGUGUAGCUUCAGGGAAUUCCAGCAACUGGACAGUGAGGCGAAACACUUCUUCUGAGACGCUGCAGCCAUGCAAGGGUGGAUUUGGAGACCCUGAUGAGUCCUGCAUCCUUUCAGAUGUUUACCCAUCAGACAGUGGAUUAUACUGGUGUGAGUCUGAGCAGGGGAAGCGCAGCAACACUGUCAACAUCACAGUGGCUGCUGGAGCUGUGAUCUUAGAGAGCCCCGCAAUUCCUGUUUCCGAGGGAGACAAUGUGACACUUCGCUGUUCUUACAAGGAAAGAAAUGAUAAAACUUCUACAUCCAAUUUCAAUGCUAUAUUCUACAAGAACAAUAUAUAUUUCGGAGAAGAACCAAAAGGAAAGAUGAUUCUCAAUGUGUCCAAGUAUGACGAAGGCUUCUACAAGUGUCAACACCCCACAAAAGGAGAGUCACCAAAGAGUUUUCUGGCUGUGAGAGCCAGAGUUCAGCCUGUGAGUGGCUCUGUCCCUCCACCUCUGAUGUCUCUGCCCAAGCUGGUGUGCACAGUCCUGCUGUUUUUCCUGUAUACUGUUGUAUUCAUGUUAUGUAUAUACACAUACCGAAAGUGGGCUCAAGGUAAGAGUACCUGUGAAACAUCUCAUGAUAAUGAAACAUUUUGAUUCAAUAUUGAUCAUAUGACCAAAGGCAGAGAGUUAUUGGGAUAACAAAGAAAACAGACCAAAAUAUCGGCUUUUGAGUUAUUUCUGUAAAUCUCUGUAUUGAAUGCAGAGUGAAUAUUCAUAAUAUUUUUUCUUAAAGGUAACAUUAUCAAAAUAGUUUUUAUAUAAAAGCUAUUUUGGCUGCUCCCUUUUGACAAGUUGUCACCACACACUCAAAAAAUCUUUAUGUCCAAAAUGGUAUUAACUGAUUGACUUAAAUAAGUACAAUAUAAAGUAUGAAAUUUAAUGGAAAUUUGUCUAAUGAAAUUUGCUUUAUUGGUACACAUUCAUAUUAUGUUUAUAAGCAUAUUUCCCCUAAUGAUUAGUUAUUUGAACAAUGAACCUUGAUUUUAUGCAUUUCAGUUGUAUUUUAGUCAAAGUUAUUGCUUCAUGUUUAUUGAGCGUGAAGAAUAUUUUUUUUUUGAGUGUAGUCAGUUAUGUUAGAUUUGGCAGAGUUUUUAUACUAGCAGCUUUUCCUGAUGCAAAACAAAGCAAUCUGUAUCUCUCAAGAUCAGAGAAAUGCGAAAACCACUACAUUAUGUUGUCAGGUAUAUGUGUUUAAUAAUGUGAUAUUGAGUGGGUCUUAAUUCACAAACUAGUGCACUGGUCAUUGAGAGUCACAAAGGUAC
Messenger RNA from Haplochromis burtoni (Burton's mouthbrooder), 1582 nucleotides. RefSeq lists its product as uncharacterized. The transcript is spliced from 4 exons. Gene Ontology annotation, biological process: cell surface receptor signaling pathway. Gene Ontology annotation, molecular function: transmembrane signaling receptor activity. Bases 180 to 914 code for a protein of 244 amino acids. The record is from RefSeq and is a predicted model, not a curated record. NCBI's taxonomy places the organism in Eukaryota, Metazoa, Chordata, Actinopteri, Cichliformes, Cichlidae.